AUGCGGGAAAUGCCGUCGUCGGACACAUCAUCGAGUAGUUUGUCGGAAAGCGUCACGGACGACUCUAUGUCCUCAACUUCGCUGGAGAACGAACGCUCUUCUUCCUUAGAGGGUAUCAGUGCGACUACGGACGAAGAAGUUGGUUCAACGGCGGAAGUAGAGGAGAAGGAUGCAAGCGCUCGUGAAGCUGUGCGAAAGUGGGCUUUACGGUCGAAAGCUCCCCAUUCGCACUUGAACGAUCUGCUUAAGGCUUUGAAACCGUGGUUGCCGGACCUCCCAGCUGACGCACGAACGCUGUUGGGCGCGGCAUACUUCUCUGCACCGAUCACGGCAAUGGUCAGUGGUAAGUACAUGCAUUUGGGUCUUGCCGCUCAGGCGAACGCGCAGUUGCGUAAACUAGGCCGGCCCCAUUCAGUAGAAGAAGUAGUUUUCAGCCUAGCAAUAGGUGGUCUCCCAAUCCAUAGGAAGACUAAGCGUGAAUUUUGGCCUGUUUUAGGCAGAAUUAUGAAGGCAAUAUUAAGUGAUGUUUUCACCGUAGGUAUAUACUGUGGAGUAGGUAAGCUUUCGGACGUGCAGGCGUUCUGCAAACCGCCUGCCGACGAUUUAUUGUCGUUGAAUAAAUACGGUUUGCGGCUCGAUGCGGUUGACAAAACUCUGCGCUUCCGUCUGGCUUCCGUCAUCUGUGAUGCUCCAACAAGAGCUUUCAUUAAGCAGAUUAAGAAUGUUAAUGCUUACUACGGCUGCGAACGCUGCUGUGUUAAGGAGGAGUACUUAGACAAGAUAGUUUAUGAUAGUGUCUCCGAACAUGCUAGGUCAGGUGAGGAUUUUUUUUCCGUGGACAAUGACUGCCACCGCAUUGGCGUGUCGCCAUUGCUGGCGUGCAAUGUAGGAAUGAUAAGCUCCUUCCCCUUAGAUCCUUUACAUUUGGUUUACCUAGGUGUUAUGAGAAGACUUCUCAACUUGUAGCUACGCAGCCCUAGGGACAGUGCGUAUAGGUUGUCCACAUCGGCAGUGUCGACUAUAAAUAAUAACUUGCACGCGUUGAACCCCUACCUGCCGCGAGAGAAUUUUCGCAUCGCGCUAGGUCAUUAAAUGACAUGGACACCUGGAAGGGUACAGAACUGCACCAAUUCUUGUUAUAUACUGGCGUAGUUGUUCUUAAUGGUGUGCUUCCACGUAAGUAUGGGAGGCACUUCCUACUGCUCUUCACGGCAGUACGCUGCUUAGUACGGCCACGCUCAUGUAGACAGUGGGUCCCUUUUUGCAGCCGUGUAUUACGAGAUAACUAUCUCGUUUUCCCUUCCUCCUAAAUGAAAAACCCCCCAGAUGUAUCUGAAUUUUAACUUUUGCCGUCUUCUCUUGUUCUACUAAUCCAGACUUUACAUAUGAAAUUGCGACUCUACCUUUUUCCCGUUCACUUUAUCCACAACACUUCUUGUCAUGUCUGUCCACUCGAGUCCAAGCAGAAUGUUUGUUCUUUCAAGUUCAACCAUCUAAAAGUAAUAACUUUCACAGUAUUUGGUCGUUUAGCACCGUUAUAUUUACAUUUUCAUGCCGGACGCGACAUACUAAGAACGUAGUCGCUAUUGAAAGUGGAGGUACUUAUUAACCGAUGUUGUGUUUUACCUUCAGUGUCCCACGAAGGCGAGAGUCCUACCGGCAACGAGUCCUGA
Molecule: messenger RNA, 1673 nt
Organism: Spirometra erinaceieuropaei
Lineage: Eukaryota; Metazoa; Platyhelminthes; Cestoda; Diphyllobothriidea; Diphyllobothriidae
Source: the annotation of a GenBank genome assembly